UUUGACUUCUUUCCCACAGAAUCUGCUCCAACAUCUUUUGAAGGCAACUAUGGUCGCAUCGUUUACAGAGUGAGAGCUUUUAUUGAAACGCCGCGAUUUGGCAAAGACUACAACACGGAGAAAGCUUUCUACCUCCUGAGACUCCACAACCUGAAUGAAGUGCCAGACAUAUGGGGAACCUGUUCAUCUGAAGUGAAGCAGGAGUUCUCCUACAUGCUGCUGAAAACAGGCACGGUGGUCCUGAAGGCCCAGUCCAACAUGAAGGGUUACACACCAGGCCAGAUCAUCCAGGUGUUGGUCAACAUCCACAACCAAUCGGGGAAGACCACAGGCAACAUGGCCGCCAGCCUCAUGCAGAGAGUCACCUAUGAGAUGAAGAGGCCCACCCAUGAUGUGAGGGCGAUAGCGGAGGUGGAGGGGGGGGUGGUAAAGGCUGGCAAGGAGCUGGAGUGGAAGGAGCAGAUCAUCGUUCCUCCUCUUCCUCAGUCCUCCCUGGCUGGCUGUGAUCUCAUAAAGAUUGAAUAUUAUGUCAAAGUCAGUCUCAAGUCUCCAGACGUCCUGUUGACGUUACCCAUCCACAUCGGGAACGUCUCGCUAGACAAAAAGCUGCACCCGUCCAAAAGAGCAGCUCCUCCCUCCUCUGCUGCAGCUGAAGACGCACAAGCAUCUGCCUCUACCCCGAGCACCUCCACCUCCACCCCCACUCUGCCCCCUCGCCAUGCCCCAAAGCCUGCUCCUCGUCCCACCCCUCGCUCCAGGAUGUCUUCUCAUAAUCCCCCCAGCGCUCCUCCAGCUGAGUACCACCAGGGAGCAGAGGGCGGGACUCAAACAAACGACGGCUUCCCCAACAAGCGCCAGUCUCAGCUGGUGUCACCCAAUGCUUUCAGCUAUGCUCCCGGCCUCUUUUUCCCCCAGAACCAGCAGCACAAUGGGCCCGGCCCUGCACCCAGUGGGCCGCCAGGAGCCACAGCACCGUACCCCCCUGAGAACGCUGCUAGCUCAAUGCCAACACCGCUCAUCCUGCCUCCCGACUACGGCACCUCUGCUUAUCCACAAGAGGCUCCUCCUUCUUAUGAUGAGAGCUACAACACAUGAAGUGGAUGAAGAACCAGCAACCCCCCCCCCCCCCCCAGCAUGACACCACGUCACUCUGAUAGCCAACAUAGUGCUGUCCUGCACCUUUAAGAGGUUCUAACUUACUUUGACAAAACUAUUACAAUACAUGAAUUUUAAUGUAACCUGGUGUGAUGAGGUUCAUUUAGGUUGAAGUCUCUAAAUGUAAGAGACUCAGCAUUUUGAAAUGAAAGUGUAUUGACCUGGAGUGAACCAUCCCUUCACUUCUCUCCUUCAAACCUGCCGCAGCCAAUCAGCUGUCUGUCUACUGCUGGUAUACUUUUAUACUUUCAGCACUUUGAGUGAAAGGAAAUCAUUUGUAAUUGACUUUAUUUCUUUGUACAGCAACAGGACUCCUGUUUUUAGUUGUGGGUUAUUUAGUAAUCACUUAGAUGACAUCUGUGAUGUUAAGUUUGAACAUUUUAUGAAUGAAAACUUGUGUAAGAGAAACCGAUCUCGUCUUAAGUUUAAGUCUGAAGUCUUAUAUAUAUUUUUAGAAGCCAUAUUGCUUUCUGGAAGCAUCUCUAUUCUUCUGGUGAAUUUUUCAUUUAUUUUGAGUUGAAUAUUAAAGACCUUUUUGAUAUGGCUUUGAUCGGAGUUUUUAAUGUUAUGGUGAUAAUGAACAAUCCAGAUAUUGCGACAUAUAUAUUUUUGUAAGGAUAUAAUGCAUGAUCCCGUUUAGCCUCUGAAGAGUUCUGCCAUGUUUGAUCCUCUGUUCGCUUCGUGUCCUUGAACUGUGUGUAAAGACAGAAUGAUGCUCGUGUGUUCUUCUUCCUGCUGAAUGUGUGUUGGCUCUGCAGAUACCAGACAUUCCCUCUCUGUCUGCUCUCCUUUAAUAGUCAACAGAAGUCCUUCAUCACUCUGAUUUGAGCUUUUCUUUGGCAAUUCUUGAUGUCAUUUGCAAAAUGUCUUGAUCAAGUUAAAUCCAUCAAACAUGCAGAAUGGCAACGUUUUAAUUAUUUAUUAUUGUUUUGAGUGUUUUCUAACUGCUAUCUGGAAUACAAUAAAUCUGUUCAAAUCA
Anarrhichthys ocellatus (wolf-eel) is the source of this 2134-nucleotide messenger RNA. RefSeq names its product arrestin domain-containing protein 1-like. Gene Ontology annotation, molecular function: ubiquitin protein ligase binding; ubiquitin-like ligase-substrate adaptor activity. The transcript is spliced from 5 exons. NCBI's taxonomy places the organism in Eukaryota, Metazoa, Chordata, Actinopteri, Perciformes, Anarhichadidae. Gene Ontology annotation, cellular component: cytoplasm. The record is from RefSeq and is a predicted model, not a curated record. The annotation marks the transcript as partial. Gene Ontology annotation, biological process: protein transport.